Messenger RNA from Zonotrichia leucophrys gambelii, 6834 nucleotides. It is a transcript of the gene UBE2O, whose product is annotated as ubiquitin conjugating enzyme E2 O. Lineage: Eukaryota; Metazoa; Chordata; Aves; Passeriformes; Passerellidae. The record is from RefSeq and is a predicted model, not a curated record. The coding region runs from base 44 to 3910 and encodes 1288 amino acids. Gene Ontology annotation, molecular function: ubiquitin conjugating enzyme activity. The transcript is spliced from 18 exons.
CCCUCCCCCUCCUGCCGGCCGCGCGCUCCCGCUCACCGGCGCCAUGGCGGAACAGCCCGAGGAGGGGGCACCGGCACCGCCGGCACCGGCACCCCCGGCUCCCCCCGCCGCGCUGCCCCUCUCCGCCCCGCCGGGCGGCUCCCAGCGCCUCCUGUUCUCCCACGACCUGGUGUCGGGCCGCUACCGCGGCUCCGUGCGCUUCGGCCUGGUGCGCCUCAUCCACGGCGAGGACUCGGAGGAGGACUCUGAGGAGGGCGGGCGCGGGGCCGCGGCCGGCGGCGCUGCCAGCUCGGGCGGCUCCGAGUCGGGAGGCCCCGGGGCCGGCGGGGAGGAGGGCCGCGCCAGCCCGCUGCGGCGGGGCUACGUGCGGGUGCAGUGGUACCCGGAGGGCAUCAAGCAGCACGUCAAGGAGACCAAGCUGAAACUUGAAGAUCGCUCAGUGGUCCCUCGAGAUGUGGUCAGACACAUGAGCUCCAGUGACAGUCAGUGUGGAACCGUAAUUGACGUCAACAUCGAGUGUGCUGUGAAGCUGGUGGGAACCAACUGCAUCCUUUACCCUGUCAACAGCAAAGACCUGCAGCAUAUCUGGCCUUUCAUGUAUGGUGACUACAUAGCCUAUGACUGCUGGCUGGGCAAGGUCUAUGACUUGAAGAACCAGGUCAUCCUCAAGCUCUCCAAUGGAGCCAGGUGUUCCAUGAGCACAGAAGAUGGAGCCAAGCUGUAUGAUGUUUGUCCCCACGUCAGUGACUCGGGUCUCUUCUUUGAUGAUUCAUAUGGCUUUUAUCCUGGACAAGUCCUCAUUGGGCCAUCUAAAGUGUUCUCCAGUGUGCAGUGGCUGUCGGGUGUGAAGCCUGUUCUGAGCACAAAGAGCAAGUUCAGAGUGGUGGUGGAGGAGGUACAGGUGGUAGAACUAAAGGUUACUUGGAUCACUAAAAGCUUCUGUCCUGGAGGUACUGACAGUGUGAGCCCUCCUCCCUCAAUAAUCAGCCAGGAUAAGCUGUCCAGGGUGAAGCGUCUGGGCUGCUUUGACCAUGCCCAAAGGCAGCUUGGGGAAAGGUGCCUCUACGUGUUCCCAGACAAGGUGGAACCUGCAAAAAUCACCUGUGAAUGUCCAGAGAGGAAUUGUGUCCUGGGUGAAGGAGCAGUUGCCAAAAAGGUGAGGCGGCUGCUGAAGAAGCAGAUUGUGAAGAUCAUGUCGUGCUCCCCAGAGUCUCAGGGCACAGGUGAAGCCCCUGACAAAGAGUCUGCUGCAGCUGCUGACCAAAAAUCAGAGGAGCUUAAGCCUGAAUCCAAGUGUGAGCUGGAUGACUCUUCCAACAGUGCACCAAGUCCUGGGGAGAGAAAGGAGGAGCAGCCUGAAGAAACGGGCAAGGAGAAAGGGGGAGCAGCAGCACGGCAGCAGCAGCAGGCCCCAUUUCUCCUGAAGGAUGAAGGGCUGCCUGACUACAGGCUGCAGUCCAUGGAGCAGGAUGCUGAUGAUGAGGCAGCUGAUGACACUGAUGACACCAGUUCUGUCACCUCUUCUGCCAGCUCCACUGCCUCGUCCCAGAGUGGCAGCGGCACCUGCCGCAAGAAGAGCAUCCCUCUUUCCAUCAAAAACUUGAAGAGGAAGCACAAGAAGAAGAAGACCAAGGUUUCACGAGAGUUUAAGCCAGGAGACAGGGUUGCUGUGGAGGUGGUGACCACGAUGACUUCAGCUGAUGUGAUGUGGCAGGAUGGCACCGUGGAGACAAACAUCCGCUCCAACGAGCUGAUCCCUGUGCACCACCUGGACAACAACGAGUUCUGCCCUGGAGAUUUUGUGGUGGACAAAAGAGCUCAGAGCUCCCAGGACCCUGGCUUGUAUGGAGUGGUGCAGUCUGGGGACCACAUCGGCCGCACCUGUGUGGUGAAGUGGUUCAAGCUGAAACCCAGUGGAGAUGAUGUGGAGCUGAUCGGGGAGGAGGAGGACGUGAGCGUCUACGACAUCGCCGACCACCCCGACUUCCGCUUCCGCACCACCGACAUCGUCAUCCGCAUCGGCAACUCCGACGGCGCCGCCGCCAAGGAGGACGAGCCCUCGGUCGGACAGGUGGCUCGUGUGGAUGUCAGCAGCAAGGUGGAAGUGGUGUGGGCUGACAAUUCCAAGACUAUCAUUCUGCCUCAGCACUUGUACAAUAUUGAAUCAGAAAUUGAGGAGUCAGACUAUGAUUCUGUUGAUGGCAGCACCAGUGGGGCAUCCUCAGAGUGGGAGGAUGAAAGUGACAGCUGGGAAACAGAUAAUGGCCUCAUGGAAGAUGACCACCCAAAAAUUGAGGACUUUGAGCCUGAGGAACCAGCAGCAGAGGAGGUGAAAAAAGUAGAAGAACAAGUCCAGGGAGCUGUGGCUAUGGCAGUUGCAGAUCUUGCUACAGAAAAAGCUGGCAAGGAUGGAGCCCCAAAGAGCUUCAGGGAACUGAAGGAGGCCAUCAAGAUCUUGGAAAGCUUGAAAAAUAUGACUGUGGAGCAGCUGCUGACUGGCUCUCCCACCUCCCCAACUGUGGAACUGGAAAAACCCACUCGAGAGAAGAAGUUCUUGGACGAUAUUAAAAAGCUGCAGGAAAAUCUAAAGAAGACCUUGGAUAAUGUGGCUAUUGUUGAGGAGGAAAAGAUGGAAGCCAUGGUAGAGACGGAGAAGAAGGAAGAAAAAGCAGAGGCACAGACACCAGUGAGGUCAGAGUGGCCCAGUGAGACCCCAGUGCUCUGCCAGCAGAGCGGGGGGAAGCCUGGAGUCACCUUCACCAGUGCCAAGGGAGAAGUGUUCUCUGUGUUGGAGUAUGCUCCAGACUCCCAUGCCUUCAAGAAAAUGGAGUUCCAGCCCCCAGAAGCCAAGAAGUUCUUCAGCACGGUGCGGAAGGAGAUGGCUCUGCUGGCCACCUCCCUGCCCGAUGGCAUCAUGGUGAAAACCUUCGAGGAUCGAAUGGAUCUCUUCUCAGCACUUAUCAAAGGGCCCACACGCACACCCUAUGAAGAUGGACUCUUCCUGUUCGACAUCCAGCUCCCCAACAUCUACCCCGCCGUGCCGCCCCUGUUCCGCUACCUCUCGCAGUGCAGUGGGAGGCUGAACCCCAACCUGUACGACAAUGGCAAAGUGUGUGUCAGCCUCCUGGGCACCUGGAUUGGCAAGGGGACAGAAAGGUGGACCAGUAAAUCCAGUCUCCUUCAAGUACUCAUCUCCAUCCAAGGUCUCAUCCUGGUGAACGAGCCCUACUACAACGAGGCCGGCUUCGACAGCGACCGGGGGCUGCAGGAGGGCUACGAGAACAGCCGCUGCUACAACGAGAUGACGCUGAUCCGCGUGGUGCAGUCCAUGAUGCAGCUGCUGCGCCGGCCCGUCGAGGUCUUCGAGCACGAGAUCCGCGAGCAUUUCCGCUGCCACGGCUGGCGCCUGGUGUCCCGCAUCGAGUCCUGGCUGGAGACCAACGAGCUGGUGGAGCGCAGCCACGAGCGGGCCAACGGGGCGGAUUGCGCCGCGCUGCCGUGCGCCGAGAGCCCCGGGGACGCGGCGGGGGCGCUGGCCGAGGGCGGCGCCGCCGAACUGUCCGACUCGGCGCUGGACGCCAAGGAGGAGCCGGACGAGACGCCUGACGCCGGCGACCUCCAACAGUUGUCAGACUCGGAGAGCACGGGCCAAGCCAGGGGGGACCUGGCCAGAGACCGAACGGACGAGGGGAAGGCUGCCCAGGACUCUGCCUCGCAGCCCAGCGUGAAACCAAAGAAAAGGAGAAAGAGCUACAGGAGUUUCCUGCCGGAGAAGAGCGGUUACCCUGAUAUCGGGUUUCCCCUCUUCCCUUUGUCCAAGGGGUUCAUUAAAAGCAUCCGCGGUGUCUUGCAGCAGUACCGGGCUGCCUUAGCAGGGGCCAACAUCCCAGAGUGGACAGAGGACAAAUAAACCAUCAGGUUAGGGACAGGCAGGUGCAGGGGAGAAGGGAAAGCAGCAGAAAGUAAAUUGGCAAAUGCUGUUAUCAAUCAACUGGCUUCUCCUUCCAGCUUUUCUUCCUCAGCUUGGUUUGUUCCAAAGAAGGUGGUAGGCCUGACUGCUCCUCUGAGGAAAGGUUGUUUAAGCAUGAAUAACUCUUUUCCCCCAACCCCUCUUCCUUCCCCCUGUCCCAUGUACGUGCUCUUCUUGCAAGUUUGACCCUGCAAUGGUAAGAUUUGAGACCUGCACAGAAGCAGUCUUGCAGCCACGUUCCCUCUGCACUUUCAUCUUGGGGCACCUUUCCACACAAGGACUCUUCCCACCCAGCGCUACACCCAGCAGUUUGUUCUGGUGGGGUUCCAGCCAGGAGAAGGGAUUGCUGUAGUUUCUGGAAAUGAAGGGCAAUGCCCUCCCAGUCUUUUCUUUUUCUCAGCGUUCCCAUGGGUUCUAUGAAGUCUACCCCAGCUUAUCUGUACUUAGACAUUGGAUUGUGUUUGCAUUGGAGUUGUCUACACCAUACGGAGUUGCUCUAGUCUUAGUUGUUCACCCAUAGCUACAAGGUUCUUCCAGUCGGGAUUGGUAGGCAGGGCCAGAGCUCUGCACUGGCACUUGUGCUGCCCUGGGAGUGCUGCAGAUUUCCAUGCAGUUCUGCAGCUUCCAGGUCAGUCUCCCAGAGGCAAGUCUAGCCAUCCCCACUUCUUUUUCUCCAGAGUGAGGCAAACUUCCCUUUCCCCACCAUGCAUGCCUGUCUUCUAGAAAUACAUGGGAUUCAGGGUUCUGCCUUUGUUACUUGCUUAGGUCUCUUUUGUUCCAGCCAUCCCGGCUGUCACACAGCACUACACCCACCCUGGAUCCCGGCCUCACCCGGGCAGGCAGCACUGAGUGACCCUGGGGGCUGUUGUAGAUCUGGAUGAGCCUGGUGUGGCUGCUGCUCCCUCCUCCAGCUGCACUCAGGGUCACCCCAGGGGAGCCGUGUCAUGGCCAGGCCCUGUUGUGCUGGUUCCUGUGCUGUUACAGCAGCUGCUUUGGGCUGCUAUCAGCUCCUUCCCUUGCCAGCUGUUUCCCAUGGUGGCCUGGUUGUGGCCAGCAGCACUGUGGGCACAGCACUUCCCAUCCCUACUCCCAGCCACGGUGCUGCUGGACACUCAGGGAAACACCUGCUGAGGGCAGCCUGAGCUGGUGCCCAUGAGCACUUUGAGACAGUGUUUUGCCUGUCCCCUGGUCAAGUCCCCUUCCUGAGGCCUCUGGUCCAGCCUGCACACACCCUCACUUGGAGCUGGGUGGUCACAUCCAGCCCUGCUGCCUUUGCCCAGUGCUCAGGCACUGGAGAGGCACCCACGGAGCAUCCAUGGGGAGCACGGUGUGUCAGGGAGAGCCCUUCCAGCUGCCCAGGGAGGAGUCAGGCUGAGCAGGUGCCUCUGCCAGAGGUAAGGAUGGAGCCAAAGCUCUCCUUUGCUUUUGCUCUGGCUCACUGUGGCUGCAGUUAUAAACUGAGAACAGCAGGAGAAUCCAAACGUGUUGUUGCUCCCAGAAACACCAAGGGCUGCACCCAACAGCCCAAAUCCACCCCUCUCCCUCCACCCCCAGCUUCCUGUGCUUUCCUGCUGCCCCCGUGGUGCUCCUGAGCCAGGGGCUGCCUGCACAAAGCCCUUCUCGUGUCCCCAUCCACCACUGGGGUUUUGGAAGACAUGUCCUUCUCCCGGUGCUCCAGAGGAUGCAGGGCUUGGCUGUGAUGAAGACUUGGGCUGCAGAGCUCUCGAGCCACUGCUCUGUGGGUGCAUCAUCUGCAGCAGCUCCAGCCCUGCUCCCCAAGCCCUCCUGGCUGGAGGGAAGUCGGGCAGGUGCCGAUUUGGGGAGCAGAGAGGUGCUGGGAGCUGUGGGUGGGGCAGGGCAGGCUGGAGCUGUGACCACAGCCAGGGUUGGAGUGAAUGGAUCCCUUUGAACAGAGCACCGUGUCUCGGAGGGCUGGGGGCAAGAGGGGCGGCCACUGCUCCAGGGCAGAGGCUGAUUCCAGGCACAAGCACAGAUUGUGAUGCAGACACUGACACCCUCUGUCCCCAGAGCCAGGCUGUGGCUGCCCCGUGACCCACAGCACCAGGGAUGGAGGGAGGGAGGGAGGGAGAAACCCGCUGGGGAUGGAGGAGCUGUUGAGUUCCCCUUUUCCCCUCCUUUACUCUGCAGCUCUCAUCUCACAGGGCAGGCACCACGUCCUCCCCUUUGCCCAAAAAGUCUCUGAUCCUACACAAGAGCUUUUGCACAGGCUGGGCUCCCUCUGAGGAGGUGGAUGUUGGCCUUUGGAAGGGGACACCGCUCCCCCCAGCACCGCUCGCUCUCUGCAGCUGUCCCAAACCCCAGCGUGCACAGAGGUUUACAAAUUUUCUAAAGCUUUUGAUAAUGUGAAGCUCCUGGGUGAUGAGGUUGGUGGUGAGCACACUGCAGCUAUGUAAUUUUUUGUGUAUGUAUGUAAUAUUUAAGGGUAACAAAAUUUAAAAGGCUAAAACCUUAAAAAAAAAAUUUAAAAACACACAAAAAAAGCCAAAGCAUGAUGCAUAUUGUUAGCCUUAAAACUGGCUACACGACUGUGUGAUGUACAAAUGAGAGCAGCCUGUAACUGUUUUAAGUGCUGGGGAGGGGGAAGAAGCAUUACAAAAUCAGUUUGUAGCCUUGAUUCUGUACAGUAUUUAAUGAAUUAAAAAAACAAACCUGACUAUUGAGGCCAUGCUUAGAGGUGUGUCGUUCACGUGCAGAUGUGGAUGCUUGGUUGCUUAUGAUAUAUGUAUAAAGUGCUGUGUGACCAUUAAAACUUUUUUUACCUGCAGAUUUUUUUUGUUUGGCUAACCAAGGUGUAAUAAAGGAGGGAAGAUGACUUGCCAUUAAAUUUUGCCUCUGUGAGUAGA